AUGAAGGGGCGCCCCGUCGAAGAGCUCGUCUACGAGUGCAUGUUCCCCAAGCCAAAGUCUAACGACCCAAUACACUUCAGCGCCUUCCUCCAGCGCUACCUCAUCCCCGAGGUCCGCCAGGAGACGCAUUCCUUCUACGGCCACCUCGAGACCCAGGAGGCCAAGUACCCCGGCCUCGACUACAACCACAAGACGCACCGCAUCCGCCUGAGCCGCUGGCCCUGGCACCGCCGCCUCUUCCGCGCCUUCAACAACCUCGACCUCACCCCCAACGAGAUUGCCGGCCUGACCAAGUGGGAGGGCACCAAAUGGGCCAAGGAGAAGUUCGAGGCGGAGCAGGGCAUCGUCAUCCGCGACACGACCGACGAGGGCUUCCCCGACUGGACCGAGAUCCCCGACUACACCAGCCGCUCCAACAGCCUCAGCGAUGAGCAGCAGCACGUCGGUACGAGCACGAUCCGCGGCCUGGGCAUGCUGGACGACGAAGACGAGGACGAGGACGAAGAUGACGAGACGGACGGGGAGCUCGAGAGCGUUGGCGUCGAGCUGAACGCGCGCCUUCGCGCCCAGGCGGCGAGGCGAGAGGCUGGUGAGACGUCGGCUGUCCUGGACGAGGAGUGGGAGCAGUGGCUCAAGCACGCCAUCGAAUCCGGCGAACUGACAAUCAUCACCGACCGCAUUACAGACCAGAUGUACCACAGGGCCGCCACGAGCUCCUCCGUCAUCCCCGCAGCCCUCGUUCCCCCCAGCAUGCUCAACGCCGCCCGCGCUGGGCAGUGGUCCGAGAUCCCCGAGCUGCUCCAGCCCGUCCUGCGCCGGACCAUCGACGCCGAGGACUUGGGCAGCACCAGCAGCGGCAGUGCCGGGACACAGACCCCCAGCGACAGGUCUGCCACGCCGUCGACGACUUCCUCCUCUCGGCUCCCUUCGCUUGACGAUAGCGCCCUGUCGCGCGCGCCGUGGGUGCAGCGACGUUCGAUUUCAGGCCUCCGCCUCCCAGGCGGCGAGGCAGGCACUACAACGCGGACUGCCGAAGCAUCGGGGGCCUAA
This is a messenger RNA of Purpureocillium lilacinum, 1050 nucleotides long. RefSeq lists its product as uncharacterized. The record is from RefSeq and is a predicted model, not a curated record. Lineage: Eukaryota; Fungi; Ascomycota; Sordariomycetes; Hypocreales; Ophiocordycipitaceae.